This is a messenger RNA of Cladophialophora carrionii CBS 160.54, 1611 nucleotides long. RefSeq lists its product as uncharacterized. The coding region runs from base 1 to 1611 and encodes 536 amino acids. The transcript has a single exon. The record is from RefSeq and is a predicted model, not a curated record. NCBI's taxonomy places the organism in Eukaryota, Fungi, Ascomycota, Eurotiomycetes, Chaetothyriales, Herpotrichiellaceae.
AUGUCUGCCAGCUCCGGUAACAACGGAGUCAAGAAUCUUCGGGCAAUGUUCGAGAACAAAGCUGGCGAUCAAUCCACAUCUCCACCGAGCCGAGGUCGAUCUCCCAACCCUUCAGAGUUCUCCAACAGCAGUAGACCUGUCAGUAAGGUCCGAGCAAGCUUCGUGGCUGUCGAAAAACCAGGCGAAAACGGAGGCCCCGCAUUGAUAGGUCUUAGGAGGGCCAGCGAAGUGAGCAGUAUGGGAGGCAUACAAGAGAAUGCAAUUGUGGACAAUGAGAGCAUGGAGAAGCCGUCUGUUACAACCGACACUGACACCGCAUUGAAGGAUGUCACCGCCGAUGAACCAGAAUCGAGGCUCCCUGUGGAUAGUGCCCCUGAAGAAGGCGGCUUGGGUAACAUCCUGAAAGGCUCAGCGUUUGUUGAGAACACUCCUUCCAAGCCCCCUGCGAAUGUGACCAAUCUGGGUCAUGCUGUUGCUUUGGGCCGACUACAACAGAAGACACCUCUAUCUUCGCCCUCGAAACCCAAGAAUGAGUCAAAUUCGGCUACGAUGGUGGACAAAAUGCAGGCGUCCAAAGAAAACAAACCAGGGCCACCGCCAAAUACAACUCUCAAGACUACAGAGACUGCGCAGCCGAUAAAGGCGCCACCCACAAGACAAAUCAACUCCAAAAUUGUGCCCAAGUCUCCAAUUGUCACACAGCCGUCUCCAAGAACACCUACGUCCCCGAAGAUGAACAUCAAAGGCGGACCUGCGAAGAUCAGAGGAGUGAUGGGGUCCGCAAAGGAAGCCCAGAAGGCGAGAGAAGCGCCGAAAGACACUAAGGACAAGCAAGAGAAGUCACAGCCGCCGGCACCCAAGGUCAAUACACAGGCCAAGUCAAGACCUGCACCCAUCGCAGCAAAGAAAGAGCAAACUCCAGCAUCCCCGAAGAGCGUCAGAUCCCCCACCAUAGCCAAGCCCAAACCUCCCACGAUCCCAGGCAAACUUCCUGCUGCGGCUACCGCGACUACAGCAUCAGCAGCGGCUAAACACGACGACGCACAGCGUCCAGCGACCGAGCCCGAGCGGAAACAUGAUGUGAAGAAGACCGCUCCCCCCACAUCACGGCCGCCUCGGGCGAGUACCUCAUCUACGACCGGAACCUUGGCCAAAAAGGCCUCUCGGGCGUCUUUGACCAACGGGCACCAGAGGCCGCAAUCUCGAGUGAGCACAAGCAGACCAGAUGAAGGGUUCUUGGCCAGGAUGAUGAGGCCGACCGCAAGCAGCGCCCAGAAAGCGCAUGACAAGGUGCAACCCACUAGUCCUCCCAAGACGAGAGGAAAGACAAUGCUGCCGCCCAAGACUAAACCAACGACGAAGCAAGAGCAACCACCGAAGAUGCACUUGGACACGCCGAAAGAACCUGAUACAGAGGACAAGGAGAAUCACGACGGUCGUCAACAGGAGCAGGAUCAGAACACGCUGCCAGAGGUAGCGCCGCCUUCGUCUUCCGACACCGCGAAGCCGGAUGCCAUGAAUGCCGACGCAGAAACAGAAGCCGUCGUUUCUGAGCCUGCUCCCUCGGCAGAACAAGACCGAGUGAGUGGCGAGGCCCAGGAGGUAUACUGA